Molecule: messenger RNA, 3549 nt
Organism: Lontra canadensis (Northern American river otter)
Lineage: Eukaryota; Metazoa; Chordata; Mammalia; Carnivora; Mustelidae
Product: protein DDI1 homolog 2
Exons: 9
Coding region: 196-3252 (1018 amino acids)
Biological process (GO): proteolysis
Molecular function (GO): aspartic-type endopeptidase activity; protein binding
Source: RefSeq, a predicted model, not a curated record
CAGGCGGGUGGCGGCGGCCGUGCUUGGUAGUGAGGGCGGGAGGGAGUGAGUCACUGAGCGUGUGUGAGGGAGGGAAGGAGCAAGCGGGCGAGCGAGCAGCUCGCGCCGUUCGCCCGCAGCACCAGCCAGGCCCCGCCGCCGCCCCGCAGCCCAGCGCCGAGGCCGGGCCGAGCCGAGCUGGGUCGGGCCCGGGCCAUGCUGCUCACCGUGUACUGUGUGCGGAGGGACCUCUCCGAGGUGACCUUUUCCCUCCAGGUCGACGCAGACUUCGAGCUGCACAACUUCCGCGCGCUGUGCGAGCUCGAGUCCGGCAUCCCCGCAGCGGAGAGCCAGAUUGUCUAUGCUGAAAGACCUCUCACAGACAACCACAGAUCGCUGGCUUCCUACGGCUUGAAAGAUGGGGACGUUGUGAUUUUACGACAGAAGGAGAACGCCGACCCUCGACCUCCAGUGCAGUUCCCAAACUUACCCCGCAUAGACUUCCGUAGUAUAGCCGUGCCCGGCACGUCAGGCUCCCGUCAGCGCCAGCCACCAGCACAGCAUUCCCACUCAUCUCCUGGAGACAUAGCUUCAUCUCCUCAGGGCUUGGACAAUCCGGCCUUGCUCCGAGACAUGUUGCUGGCCAACCCCCAUGAGCUGUCCUUGCUGAAGGAACGCAACCCGCCCUUGGCAGAUGCUCUGCUCAGUGGAGACCUUGAGAAAUUUUCUAGGGUCCUGGUGGAGCAGCAGCAGGACCGAGCCCGGAGAGAGCAAGAGAGGAUUCGUCUCUUUUCUGCUGACCCUUUUGAUCUUGAAGCUCAGGCAAAAAUAGAAGAAGAUAUAAGGCAACAGAACAUUGAGGAAAACAUGACGAUAGCUAUGGAAGAGGCUCCUGAAAGUUUUGGCCAAGUAGUGAUGCUUUAUAUUAACUGCAAAGUGAACGGACACCCUGUGAAAGCCUUCGUUGACUCAGGUGCCCAGAUGACUAUUAUGAGCCAAGCUUGUGCAGAAAGGUGUAACAUAAUGAGGCUGGUGGACCGUCGGUGGGCAGGGAUCGCCAAAGGAGUGGGCACCCAGAAGAUUAUUGGAAGGGUACAUCUAGCUCAGGUUCAGAUUGAAGGCGAUUUCCUGGCCUGUUCGUUCUCUAUACUUGAGGAGCAGCCCAUGGACAUGCUUCUGGGACUGGACAUGCUAAAGCGGCAUCAGUGUUCCAUUGACCUCAAGAAAAAUGUGCUCGUGAUCGGCACCACCGGCUCUCAGACCACCUUCCUCCCCGAGGGAGAGUUACCGGAGUGUGCCCGGUUGGCAUACGGGGCUGGGCGAGAGGACGUGCGGCCGGAGGAGAUUGCGGACCAUGAACUAGCAGAAGCUCUUCAAAAGUCCGUAGAGGACGCAGAGAAAAGCGGUAAAGAAACUACCUCACUGGGAAUGUCAUCAUUACCAACUUCAGAUGGAUGUAACCAUCCAGCCCAUCCUUUAGGACAGAGUCCUGCGAUUGGUAAUCCUAUGAGUCUUGCUCACUCUGUCUCUGCUUCAGUCUGCCCUAUCAAGCCCAGUGACCCGGACAGCAUCGAACCUAAAGCUGUGAAGGCUUUGAAGGCUUCAGCUGAACUCCAGAUAACCUCUGAAAAGAAAGAACAUCUUCCUCUCCAGGAUCUUCCUGAUAGUGCUUCUUCAGCAGACCACAGUCCAGCCCUGCCUUUGCAGAAUUCCUCCGAAGAAGCCAUCGUUGCUGAUAACAUGGAGAAAUCUGCUGAAAGAAGCAUCCAGGGCCCGAGAUCUCAUCUCCACACAAGACAGCAAGGUAGUGUACCUGUCACAACCACUAGGGUGCAAGAACCACCGGGGCUUCUAGGUGGGAAGGGGCAGCAUCCAGAAAGUCAGAACCUGCCUCAGGUGAGUGGCCUUUGGCGGCACAAGGAACCAGGGAAUGAACAGCACGGGGUUGGACAACAGAAUGCUCUAAAUGACCAGGAGCAUCUCUGUGACACAGAGGACUCUGAGCUUUUUGGAGAAAGGCAACAGAAUCAGCAAAGAAGUGUUGAUUUGGAAACGGCAGUGAAAGGAGACGGGCUACAACAGAAUGUGGACCUUCCGCGUACAGAAGAAAAUACUCUACCUUCAGGGUGCUUUGGCUGCUCGAAUUCAGAAACACUUAUGGAAGUAGAGACGGUUGAAGAAUCCCUCGUCGCACUAUGUAAUUCCGCACGUGGUCAGCAGGCCAGUGUCAGGGACAUCGGGGCAUCUGCUCUCAGCUUAGAUAAUCCCUUGAUGGAAGUGGAACCAUCAAAAUGUAACCCUUCAUCUGAAAUUUUGAGUAAUUCCAUUUGCACUCAGGAUUUACAGCUCCCAGACAGUAACAUUGAAAUGUCUGGAACAGGUAAAGAAGAUGGGGAUUGCUCCCCCUCUUUAAGUCUUUGUGGCAGUUGUCAGCCCUCUGUGGAGUCAGCGGAGGAAUCCUGCUCAUCUCUAACCGUAGCCUUGAAGGAACUCCAUGAACUUCUGGUCAUUAGUAAUAAACCAGCUUCAGAAAAUACAUCUGGGGAAGUUAUCUGUCAGUCUGAAAUGGUAACCGAGGGCCAAACAGUUAUUAAGGACCUUUCUGAAAGAUGGACCCAACGUGAGCAUCUUACAGUUACCCAGAAUGAAGAGAGUUCACAAGUCACCUUUCAUCAGACCAUAUCUGUAUCGGUGAGGGUAGAGAAGUUACCAGAUGCUUCAGAUGGUGCUGGAGUAGAUGCAGUCGAAAGUAGUACCGUUGGGGAUCCGGGUGAUGGCCUAGUAAUGGAUAAGGAAAGUGACCCUGAGUCUAGGGAAUCCAGAAGGGAGAGCAGCUCUGCCACUCUGGCCUCCACUAAAACGUCACAUCAGUCACACUGCACCGUAGGUGUGGACAUUGCCCCCAAACUCAUAGCAGGCGAGGAGGAUGCAGUCAGUCACACUUGCGAGCAAACGAAGUAUGAAACCAGUUUCAUACUGGUUGAAGAUUUGGGUCAGGGCACACAGAAACCAGUGCCAGACAGGCCAGAGACCAGAGAAGAUGUCUGUCCCGAAGCUGCAGAGCCACGUCUUGAAUUUGAACCACCUCCCAGCCAGCCAUCAGCAAGUCCCUCCAUCCUUUCACCAUUAAUUUUUCCCGCCGCAGACAUUGACCGCAUUCUCCGCGCCGGCUUCACUUUGCAGGAAGCUCUUGGGGCUUUGCAUCGAGUUGGUGGAAAUGCAGACCUUGCACUUCUUGUUUUGCUAGCAAAGAACAUUGUAGUUCCUACAUAACCAUGGAGCAGGGGGCUAGACCGUACUCCAUUCCCUUCAGAAAAGCUAUACACACACGUACACACUCACCACAUAUACAGUAUAUGUAGAAACCUGCAAGCAGAAUGUUGAGCCAGAUUUUUUUUAAAGAUUCUUUUCGGCCAAAGUAACUUAUCUCUUGUCUGAUGAAUUUGUCUAUUCUCUUUGUUAAAAUUUGGGCCUUUUUAAAUGUAUUGGCAGUAUGUGCAUACAGAAGCUUUUUAUUAUCAUUAAGAUGAUGUAUUCUGGAAUAAAAUUGAUGGUUUUGUGUAUAGCAUA